This is a messenger RNA of Stylonychia lemnae, 4077 nucleotides long. NCBI's taxonomy places the organism in Eukaryota, Ciliophora, Spirotrichea, Sporadotrichida, Oxytrichidae. The record is from the annotation of a GenBank genome assembly.
AUGAGGAAAAUCUAUAAGUAUAUGGCACUUAUGGACAAGAGCAAAUACCUAGAUCCGAAGUUUUCAGAUUCACUUGAACAGCUUUCAACAUUCCUAAAAGGACACUUCGAAAUGGAUAAUAAUUCCACAAUAACUUCAAACUUGUCUAAAUUUCUUGAAAACAAAUCAGAGAUCUCAUUAAUAAUUACACCAUCGAAGGUGCCUCUCUCCAAGAAUAUAUCAAACUUUACGAAUCAAGACAUUGUAUCUAGUUCACAUUAGAAUAUGCUCCAUCCAAAUUAGGAAUCUACUCCCAGAAAAGAUACUAUGUUUAAACAGGCAGCAGUCCUUUAACUCAAUUCAAGAAAUUCAAGAACUAAUAGCCAGAGAAAUAAAACUACUACCAAUCUAAAUUUGAAUACCUCCAGCUUUUCAAUGAGGUCAAGGGAUAGUAUGCAGUCCAAUAUUUUGUAGUAAUAAAAGAGAAAGUAACUGAAUAUGUCAAAUAUCUAGGCACAUGCUCUAGAGAUAUCCUAGAGCUACAUUGACAAUCCUCUUGUAAUGACCAAACUUGAAAAGCUAGUGGGUUAGAAAAAUAAAUUAUCUCCUAUCAAAGGCAGUCAUAAUAAUAAGACAACUGGAUUAAUUAUAAAAUUAAAGAAAAGAGCUGUGCAUAAUAAAAGCUAUUAAGAUCCGAUGAGAUAAGCGGUUGAUAGUAGAGGCAAUAUCUUUGAGAAGUAGGAAGAAGAAGAUGAUCUAGCUUCCUCUUCAAAAAGGAUAAUGAAAAAUAGCAAUUAACCUUUGGUAAUUGAUUAAUAAGAAUCGCUAUCAAUGAUGGGUAAAAGCUAGAAGUUAGAGAACUCUAGAAAUGAAAGUAUGUCAAGAAAGUAUACUUCAUAGCCGCGAGCUUCAACGAUUCGAAGGUCUGGAGACAAGUAGAAUCUCCUGCCAGAUUUGAUGAAUAGAGGCAAAUCGAAUGGCACUCAGAGGCCUAGAGUAUAAAGAGACAGACAACUUUCAUUAAUUAGUUCUAGAUCAGCGAGCAGCAUUAAAUCAAGGGGAGAGACUUAGCCAAACAGUACAACGAACUUUGUGAGAUCUAAAAUUUUAAGGCAGCAGCAUCAGAUCUAUGGGCCGAUUUCACAGUUUUCAAAUCACAGAAACUCUUUGACUGAUUCCAAGUUCAUAAGUUCAGGCAGCGGCACUUACCAGUCUAAGUAUGUUAGGAAUGUGAUAAGUUUGAACAAGAGAAGCGAAAAUAAUAAUAGCUCCUUUUAAAAGAAAUAGUCUGUACAAGAAGAUCAUCAAUUGAAUGGCAAUGAUUUAAUGAGAACGCAUGAGUCUAUAGCUGGUAGUAUGGCUAAGACAGCUCCAUCUAAGAGCAAACGAAAGAAACAUCAUAAAAAGAACUAGCAAGGCCAACCUCUUGAUGUGUAUAACAUGAUACAACACUCAUUUGUUUCCCCCCUCCGCGGAGUUACUUCGGCUGCUGUCCCCACCAAUAAUAUGAGAGGAGUUAGCAGUUCACCUUAUGUCAACAAGAAAAGAUCUGAUGUACCUCACAUUCAAAGUGUUAAUAAUUUACAGAAGAUGCAACAUCGAGAUUAUAGUGAAGAUGAAUUGAAUCGAAUGGUUUCAUACAAUCAAAUCAAUCUAGAUGAAUAAGAGCGAAAGUACUAUGAAAUACUUGAAUCUGAGAAGAUGCAAUUAAAAAAGAAGGAGAACGCGAGCAGAGAAAUAAUUGCAGAGAUUUCACGCAAACUCAAACAAACAGAGAAAAAAGCUACUGAGGAAUCAAAGCUUACUUUGGAGUAUAAAAAGCGGCACGAUCAAAUGAAGAAGAAACUUGAAAAGGCUUAAAAAGAAAAACAAGAAAAUGUGAAUUAAUUGAAAAGUCUCUUUGUCCUAUUCACUUAGCAAAGAAAAGCUUUGGAACUCUCUAUAUAGAAAAGCAAGAAAUUAGAGGAAGAUAAUAUGAGAUUUGAGUAAAGGAAUAAAAACCUGGAAGAGCAGCACAAAAUGUUCUACUCAAGAAUUGAAUAACUUGAAGCAGAUAGAGAUAUGCUGUUAUAAAAGCACAAAAGGGAUAAAGACAUUUUAGAGUAGGAAGUUGAAGAGAAGAGAUUAGUGCUUAAGAAGUAUGAAAUUGAAUACAAAGAAGUUGGAAAUCAGAAACUAAUGAUGAAGAGAUAGCUGGAUGAAUAUGAGUCUAAGAUUAAGAAAUUAAUAAUAGAAUUUGAGGAAGAGUCUAAAAAGCAUAUAAGAGAACUUAAUGAAGUGCAUGAAUAAUACAGAGGGUAUAAGACUAAUGCAAUGGAGUUGGAGUAAAGAAUUCAACAGUAUAAGAUGGAUUAGCAGAAAGCGUUAUAAGGCGAAAGAGAGGCAAAGAAAGAAGUCCACAGAUUAAGACUUGAGAAUGAUGAAUUUCUGGAGAGAGUCAGGUUUUUAGACCAAAGGUAUAACACCCUCAUUCAUAGAAUGGGAGCAUCAUAGGAAGAUUUAGCUGCUAUUGACGAACUUAUGAGGUAGAGUGAUCUUUAUUACAACUAAGAAGAUGAUGAGGCUUAAGUAUAUCAAAUGAAAAAUCCUUCUAAGGGAAAGCAAAAUCAAUAUAACCAAAACAUGAUGCAGCAACCUUAGUACUACUAGCUGGAUCAAAUGUAGGUUCAAGAUUAUGACUAAGAAGAACAAAAAAGACAUCAUGGAGGAGAUAGCAGACUACAGUAAAGAAAAGAAGAGCCUUAUCUAAAAUAACAGUAGUUUAUGCCAAUGGUUGUAAUGGAUGACGAAGGUGAUUAUGGUGAUGAGAUGGAGGAAGAUGAAGAAGAAAUUGUCUAGCAAUAGCCAGUAGUCUACAAGAAUUAAUAGCCUAUAAAUGGAGUUAUAAGUGGGGAGUAAACUAUUGAAUAAAGUGAAAAUAAUAGAAAUAAAAAAACGAACAUCGAAGUAUUAGAUGAAGAGCAUUCAUUAUAACAGUAUCAAAUUCACAAUAGAUAAGACUAAGGGGAUGAAGAGGAAGACAAUCAAUCUGACUCUGAGGAUCUCUUAAAGAAAUUAAUUGAAAAUAUUGGAGGAAAUCCUGCACUCUAGAAUGAAUUCAUUAAGGAGCAAUUCAAAUUAGGGAAAAUUAAGAAUGAAUCAGAUCUGCAUGAAUACAAGAAUUUACUGAACUCUAUGGCAGCUCUGUUCUAUACUAAUCAUAGAUUAAAUGAUGUAACAGUAAUGUUUUACAUGUGGAGAGAAGCAGCACUAGCAAAGUAAAAGGACAGAGUAUUACAAGAGUAAUAAGACUUUGAAUAGAAGAAGAAAUAGUAGUAGUAGUUAAAGUAAAAGAGCAGUGCAAAAGGCAAAAUACAGCCUCCAGCUGGAAUUCAAAUUGACACAGAAUUGGCAAACCAAGAAAUGUAUCAAAACUAUCAAAACUAAAAUUAGCAAGAUCUGAUUGACGAAGAUUCUCCUUCUGAGAUAGAAAAGGACCAUAAGUUAAUUAAGAAUAUGAUGAUUCACAUUGAGGGAGAUGAUACCAACCCCUUAAAAGAUGAAGAUGAAGACAUGAUUAUUGACAGAUAAGCUAGGAAAUUCCUAGAGGAACUAAAACAAGUAGGACCUUAUUCUAAGUAAAUACUAAACUACUCCUAUCCUCCUCUGCUUUAUUAAAGAGGCGAUGAUGAAGACGAUGAUGAUGAGGAAGAUAAUCAUCAUGGGUAAUUGCCAGAUUUGCUUGAUGAUGACGAUGAUAUCCAAGAUUUAAUUAAAGGUGGAGGUGGGGGUCUUAACAAUGAAGACCUUUAUGCCAAACUUAAAAAUGUAGUCAAAGACAAGGAGGCUCAUUAAUAUAUCGAGUAAAUAGACUAGGAUGGCAAUGUCUAUUUGGUCGAAGCUAAUCAGUACAAUGACUAUGGAGACGAAGAUGAUAUGGACGGAUAGCCAGUGUUAUAAGAAGGUUAUAUGGACGAUGAAGAGUUCUUAAAUAUGAUGGAGCAAGAAGCAGUUGCUGGAAGAGUCCGAGGCUUAUAAGAUGUACUAGACUAGUAGAACUCCACUAUCAUCAAUAGUAGUUAAAACACUAGUCUUGAAGAUAAUUUCAUUGUAGAAUGA